Molecule: messenger RNA, 1683 nt
Organism: Aureobasidium vineae
Lineage: Eukaryota; Fungi; Ascomycota; Dothideomycetes; Dothideales; Saccotheciaceae
Source: the annotation of a GenBank genome assembly
AUGCCUGCACCAGGUGACCAGUGGAAGGACAACAAGUUCAGCAACCCGUACGAAGAGCAGAAGAACCACAUCAAUGAAUACACGGCACAGGAGAUAGCGACAUUGCAAAGUCGUCUGGACAAGCAACUUGGCCCCGAAUACAUCUCAACACGUCCAGGCAAUGGAGGUGGCAAAGUGCACUAUCUUGCUGCCGAAAAGGUCAUCAAUCUUGCCAACGAGGUCUUUGGCUUCAACGGAUGGAGCAGUGCCAUCAGAGAUGUUCAGAUCGACUUUGUGAGUCUUGUUGACAUCCUAUUGAUAUGGCAUAAUGCUGACUUCCACAGUNGCGACGAGAGUCCAACAACAGGAAAGAUCAACUUGGGCCUGUCGACCAUUGUGCGCGUCUCUCUGAGGGACGGUACAUUCCACGAGGAUGUCGGCUACGGACACAUCGAAAACUGCAAAGGCAAAGCAGCUGCCUUCGAGAAAGCAAAGAAAGAAGCCGUGACCGACGCCUUGAAACGUGCAUUGCGCAACUUCGGAAAUGUCCUAGGCAAUUGUCUAUACGACAAGGACUACCUUCAAAGAGUGACAAAGGUCAGGGUUGCGCCAACUAAAUGGGAUGCCGACAAUCUACACCGUCACCCAGACUUUGCUCCUAUCAAGAAAGAAGCUCUCGCGGGCCCAUCUACCUCCACAACCAUCGCUGCACCGCCACCGGCACGCAUUCCUAGCGCUCAAUCAAACACUUCAGAAUUCGAGGACGAGUUUGGAGGAAAUCUAUUUGACGAGGUGGACUUCAGCCAUCCUGACGAGGUACAUUUGGACAACUCUAUUACCGAAGUCUCUGUUGAGACGCCAGUCCGACCUCCUGCCAACUCUGUCUCAGCACAAGCCAUCAAUCGCCAACAACCGAACAGGGUAGCAUCCAUGCCCAACGUCCGCCAGUUCUCUGCUGGUCCUCAGAAUGGUCAACAGAACGGUCAGCAACCACGGCCUCAAGCACCAUCUCAGACCUUCAAGAACUCGAACAACAUGAACAACCAACCACCGAACCGUAUGAUGCCUCCUCCUCACCAAGCCAACAACCAGAAUGGCUCUCGCUCAAAUCCUUCCUCUGCCACCGAAUCAACAGCUACCAACGGUAGACAGAGCACACCUCCAGAGUCAACGAUCACACCUUCGCAAGUACCGGCGCAUGUACCGUCUGGCUUCGUUUCAGGAGCUGCAGCUUCUGCUUUGGUCCAACCGCCCGAGGCAGGUGCCAUGCCUCCGAUCAAGCUAUUUGAUCCCCACCACGAAAGUCCCUCGAUCAGACGAACCCAAGGAGUUGAUCUCCGCAAGUCGGCACCGAUCAAGCGUUCCGAAGUUGGCGCUCCGACUGUGCCAAUACCAAAUCCGAAACCUAUGAUGAAUGGAGGAGCACCUGCUAACAGAUCAAACUUCGUCAACCCUGCCAUGGAUGCUGGUCGACGUAUCGGCAUGCCAGGCGGAAUGCAGCAGAGCCCAUUGGCAAAUAGAAGUGCCUACAAGCCUCCUGCAAUGAAGAGACCAUUGCCAGCAGAAAAUGCUGCUAGCAGACCACCACUCGCCGACGUGAGCAACGUUCAGCAAACUGAUGGGGCUAGUGAUCCCAAGAAGCCAAAGCUCGAUGCUGUGCAGGAGGCACAACCACCCAGUGGAGAUAUGGAAGCUGCGGCUUAA